Messenger RNA from Trichoplax adhaerens, 1161 nucleotides. RefSeq lists its product as uncharacterized. Bases 1 to 1161 code for a protein of 386 amino acids. Lineage: Eukaryota; Metazoa; Placozoa; Uniplacotomia; Trichoplacea; Trichoplacidae. The transcript is spliced from 2 exons. The record is from RefSeq and is a predicted model, not a curated record.
AUGUCGAAAGGAAUGGAAUGCAAUAGCCCUAAUAAUUAUAAUCCAAUGGGUGAUCGACUGCAAGUCGUUCGUCCAUCUCUACCGAAAAAAUCCAUUGCUGAUGCCUACUUAUUGGCAUUCCCUCUUGGAAUUCUUGGCUUACAUCGCUUCUAUCUGGGUCAAAAGUAUCUUGGACUUGCUUAUUUUUUCUCUUUUGGAUUAUUCGGCCUUGGAUGGUUGCAUGAUCUUGUCUUUAUGCCUAGCGUAGUCAAUCAUGCUAAUCGUUGCCGAGCUCUUCCACAAGAGAAGAAACCAUACAGUUUACUCGAAGCCUAUAUCCUUUGCCUCAAUCCAGCUGGAAUUUUUUUCGGUUUACAUCAAUUCUAUUUAGGAAGGAAGGGAUUUGGUACCGCUUAUUGCUUUACGAUAGGCUUAUUUGGUGUUGGUUGGCUUUCCGAUAUACUGAGGAUGCCUAAGUUAGUUGCAGACGCCAAUAAGCGAGCAAUGGAAAUACAAGCUAAUCCUGAAGUUGCUAAGCAAAAGAAAGCUAAGAAAAUUGACGACGCUUACAUUUUAUGCGUAUUCGGAUUUUUAGGACUUCAUCAUUUCUACUUGGGCAAUAUUGGAUUUGGUUUUGCCUAUUUAUUUACCAUGGGUAUGGGAGGAAUUGGAUGGUUAGUCGAUUUCCUUCGCAUGCCAAUACUAGUAGCCAGAGCCAACGACCCAAAUCCAAGCCCCAAAAAGCAUCUAGAUGACGCUUAUAUUUUAACAUUCCCCCUUGGAAUGCUAGGUUUACAACACUUUUACUUAGGUAGACCUGGUUGGGGUGUUACUUAUAUGUUUACGCUUGGCUUGGCUGGCUUUGGAUUCUUGGUUGAUCUUGUUCGUAUGCCCUUCUUGGUUCGCCAAGUUAACGAUGCUAUAAUUGAAGGUCAAAAUUUACUUGGUGUUGCUAUUGAUUCAAACUAUAAUGGUAAUCAACCUCAAUUUGGCAACAAUCCCUCUGUGAAUGCCUCCAAUAUGCCUUACCAAGCACCUAACAAUGUUAUGGAGACUAGGAAAGUACCAAUAGAUAACGGAAAUACUGUAUUAAAUUAUCCACACAAAGAUGUAUAUCCACCUCCACCAUCAAUUAGUACUGAACCACCACCUGCUUAUGAAUCAAAGGUUAACUUACGCUAA